Molecule: messenger RNA, 3193 nt
Organism: Dimorphilus gyrociliatus
Lineage: Eukaryota; Metazoa; Annelida; Polychaeta; Dinophilidae
Source: the annotation of a GenBank genome assembly
GCCGUUCGUGGUAAAUGAUAGUGAAAUAGGAUAAAUCGUCGAUAUCGAUAUUAAGGAAUAUCGCUUAAAGAAUAUAUCGCCAUUCGGUAUUCCGUUGUCUAGUAUUGUAGCGUUACACGAACGCAAUUGAAAAAUAUGACUUCUACUCAUGAUUACGGAUCUCUCAGAGAAUGGUUAAUAAAAGCAUUGAAGCCGAUAGUUGACGGUGAACCGUCUGCAUUAGCGAAAUAUGUAGUGGCUCUAAUCAAAAAGGAUAAACCAACUAGUGAAUUAAGAAAUUCGUGCCAGGAACAAUUGGAAGUGUUUUUGAACGAUGCCACAACUCAAUUUGUAGACAAGUUAUUUGAUGUUCUGGAAAAUAAAACUUAUAUUGAUAAUAAUGAAGAAGAUGGUACAAUAAAAGCAAAUAUUGUAGAUAGCAGAUCGGUUGUAAAUGCAGAAGAAUAUGUACCAGAAUUACCCAAAGAUAGACACGGAAAAACUAUCGAAGGACAUGAUCGUGGAGCACGUGCAUUGGACAAAAACCAAUCAUCGAAAAGGCCCUCAGCGAAAGAUCGUUUAGGAAGGAGAUAUGAUGAACGGGAUGAUAGAAAACCCACCGAUCGACCUCGAGAGGACGAUAGACGAUCAAGGCCAGGAAGACACCCCGACUACAAUCGUCAACCACGCUAUAGACGGUCACCGAUACGUUGGUCUCCUCCUAAUAGAUUUGCAAAUCGUCUUGGCAGAAGCAAUAGAUAUGGAAACAAAAAAAGAAGCUUUUCACCCCGUAGGUCACAUUCCCGAUCGCCACUACGCCGUACUCGCUCACGAUCUCUCAGCAAGAGCCCUGCUUCAAUAUCAUCAAGUUUAGGCAGUUCACCUAGGCGGAGAGCUCGGUCAUCCGGUAAAAAUUCCCGUAGUUCAACACCCCGACCUGAUCCACUGCCUGUAGAAGGAAAAAACUCAAAGAGAAAUCGAUGCAGGGACUAUGAUGAAAAAGGGUUUUGUGUUAGAGGAGAUCAAUGUCCUUACGAUCACGGAUUCGAUCCAGUUGUUGUUGAUGAUGUUAACUUAACUAGCGUUUUGGGCUACCAAGGACAAAGGCCAGCGGCUCCACCGCCUCCUCAUCCUGUUCCGCCUCCUAUACUUCCACAAUCGUUUCCUCACCCUCCUCCUAUCGGACCUCACUUUGGUGCUCCGAAUAUGUUCGAUCCAUCACAACAUCCCCCAUAUAAUACACGCCCUUUCCUACGAGCCUUCAAUGAAAAUAGUCCUAAAAAAAUGCAUCAGUCGAAUUUAGUCAACAUUCCCACUGAAGGAAAAAUGGGAAAUCGGAUACUAGGUGAAAACCAAAAACAGUCAACCUCUCUGGAAGUUAGAAAAAUACCAGCUCACUUAAAUAAUAUUUUAAAACUUAACCAACAUUUUUCAAGAUUUGGUAUAAUUAAAAAUCUUCAAGUUUGCUACGAAAAUGACCCAUCUGCAGCUGUUAUUACUUUUCGAACUAGAGAUCAGGCAGAAGCUGCAUAUAAAUCGCCAAUGCCUGUCUUAAAUAAUAGAUUUAUUAAAGUGUUCUGGCACAAUUCUAUCGUUCAAUACGCAGGAGGUGUUGGUGGGGGAAAUGGUAAAGGUUCUGUUAGAGAUCGCCUUGGUCCACUUCCUGAUCAAGAAAAAGAGGAUUUUCCAAAAGUUGUUUUACCUCAAGAUGCUGAUAGAAAGCAGAAAUCUGAUAAUCAAGAUGUAGAGAACAAGCACGAAGAUACUAGUAACGACGAUACUAAAGAGGAGAAGUCCAAUAAACAAGAUUCAGUUACACCUGCUGUAAUGACGAAAAGAACCCUGAUUAGGAAACCUACCACCAAAAUGCUUAAGCAGCAACAGAAAGAAAUGAUGAAAAAAUCUUUAGAUUUCGAGAAGAAGAAACGGUCAUUAAUUGAGUCGCUUAUUCAAGAACAAAAAAAGAUUUUACAAAAAAUUGACGGUUCACCAAAGGGUGAAGAGAAGAAUGAGCUUAUAAAGACGGUUAAACAGCUGCAGUCAACUAUAUCGAAAAUGACUGAAGAGUUGGAAAAGGGUAUUGACGCGAAAAAGAAAGCUGCGGAAAGCGAAAAAAAUUCCUCAAAUAAGAAACGACCGCCGCCAAUAAACAUUGUGGUUAGCGAGGCAAAUGGGUCGAAAAAACCAAAAUUACUAACUACUCCUGUUUUAUCCUCUCCGUUGGAUGCCAAAAGGAAAUUACUUGAUACAGAGUUGGAUCUUAUUUAUGCUAGUAAAUCAAAAGCGUUGCACGAAGUGGAAGCAGAAACAACUGAACUGGAUGAUAGGAAUGCCUUACGAAUUAGACUUGCACAAUUGAAGUCUCAGGCAGCAGCUUUGGGGUUGGCAACACCAUCUGUAGCAACAAGGUCCUUAGAUAAGCGAACAAAACGAGUUCAGGUAGUUGGUUGUAGAGAGAAACACGAGAAGCAAAAAGUACUGAAAAUUAUCCAGCAUUGCGCGAAAGUACAGCACAUAGAGGAUUCUGAAGAUUGCAAUGAAUUUAUUGUUGAGUUUAACACCCGAACUGAAGCGGAAAAGGCAAUUAAAAGUGCUUCCCAAAUGCUAAGUACCGGCACGUCUGUUUCAUUUAAUUGGGUUCAAUUGGCUGAAGAAGCUGUUGCUCCUCCCCCUCCUGUAACAAGUGAAAAUUCGAAUGCGCUGAAAAGUCCGACAGGAAAUGUCAAUGUUUCUCAGGAAGAAGCGAGCGCUAUCGCAGCACAUUUACUCCAAGACGAAGAGGACGAAGACGAGGAUAGGUCUUGGAGAAGAUAGAAUAUUUUUUCAUAUAUUUUGUUCAAAUUAAGUUUUUCCUUGUAUAUAUGAUAUAUAUUUUUGUGUUAAUUUUUGGGGUGAGAAUUAUGCGUUUGUAAAUAGCUGAUACAUAUUCUCUGGAUAACUUAGAAACGUCACUUGAAUGACGAGCUUAAGAAUGUUUGUAUUGCAAUUUGCAAAUGGGAUUUUUCUUUAGUGUUCAUAUCUAUAUUUUCGACUUCGUAUUUUGUUGAUUUUUUUUCACAUUGAACGGUUAAAAAAAAUCUGUAGAAAAACCAAAAAAAAGAAGGGCACUUGAAGAAAAAAAGAAAGGUUAGAACAGAGGCAAAUCAAGUGCUAAUAUAUGUGAUGAAUAAAUAUAUUGCUCAAUCAUUGCGAUUGUGCUCUAUUUACAAUGUGC